CGAGACCCAAGGCUCAAGCGCAACACCGGGCGCUUCUGCUCUUAUUCGAGAGAUCUCUCGCCGUCGUCUCCGCCUCCAGUCGCCUGGGCCGACCGACCGAUCGACCGCCAGCUAGCUAGCAGGCACCUCUCGUAUCACACAGCCACAGCACACACACACGCAGCGACUGAGUGCAGGAUGCCUCCGAUCGGCAGCAGCUUCCGCAGCAUCAUGCGCGGCAACUCGUCGUCCGAGUCGUCGACGCUGUCGGACGAGAACGAGAUCCAAAUGCAGGGCUGGAUGCGGAAACAGAAGGAGACGCUGCGCUCGUGGGCGCGGCGGUACUUCACGCUCAACGGCAAGGUGCUGACCUACUACGACAGCGAGGACACGAGUCGCGGCGCGCGCGGCGUGCUCGAGUUCGUGGACGUGACGGCGCUCACGACGGAGAACAACGGGCUGUCGCUGCACCUGGUGAACGGCAAGGAGGUGCGGCUCAUCGCCGAUACGCACGUGGCCUACGCGGCCUGGAUGGCGGUGCUCUCGGCCGCCGUCAAGAAGCCGCGCACCAGCAAGAACCGCACCAGCAAGGAGGGCUGGGCGCACUGCCUCACGGACGACGACGUCUGGACGCGCUUCUUCGUCGUCAUCAAGCACGACAGCUUCAGCUGCUACGAGUCGGAGGACGACGACGCCGAGCUCGCGCUCUCGGGGCUCAUCCGCGCCGUGGACGAGUGGGACGGCAAGCGCUUCGGCAUCGUCUGCUCGCUGAACCGAAGCCGAACCAUCAAGCUGUGCUUCGACUCGGCCGAGGAGAAGAUGUCGUGGUUCCUCACGCUCGAGUUCUCGGUCUCGUACGGCGCCGCGCGCAUGAAGAAGGAGGCGUCCAUCAAGAGCAACAGCAGCGACCACAAUCCCGUGCUGCGCGCAGACUCGUCCAAGUCGGACGUCGGCGGCGCGGCUGCUGAGGAGGACGACGGCGUAUGGAUCUAGAUGGGAUCUAGUGCUGUUGCUUGCUGGCGCGUUGGAGGAAGACGUGCGCGGGACGGAGGGGGGAUCGAACGGGGCGGAGCGACGGAGCUGCUCGAGGCGCUUUGCCCACGUUGGAGACCCUGCGUCCUCGAGAGGAAAAGAUGAGGCCCACCCUCAUGGGCACGCAGCUCGAGUAAAUAUUGCCACCGAAGGCUGCGACGACGAGUUUGUGUGGUCGCGCUUGCGGUCAUUUUCUUUUUUUGGUAGUGCUGCUGCGAGAACGCUGUAAAAGGAGAGAAGACGUUCAUUUCGAUGUAAAGAUCAAUAAAUGAAAGUAUACCU
This is a messenger RNA of Phytophthora sojae, 1293 nucleotides long. RefSeq lists its product as hypothetical. NCBI's taxonomy places the organism in Eukaryota, Oomycota, Peronosporomycetes, Peronosporales, Peronosporaceae. The coding region runs from base 178 to 972 and encodes 264 amino acids. The transcript has a single exon. The record is from RefSeq and is a predicted model, not a curated record.